AUCAGAAGCCAAGCUCAAAGUAGCUGUAGCCAAACAUGAAGAGGAGUCAUCACGAGCGAUAUGUCUGCAAGUUCUUUUUCCAUACCUGCUGGCUGGGAUGGGAAUGGUGAUGGCAGGAAUGGUGCUGGAUCAUGUACAGGGAGAUACGGCCCCGCCUUUUCAUGUACUACGUCACAGCAAAGUGAAGCGGAGGAGAGAGAGCAACACCACCAGCCUGAUGCUGUCCAGCAGAGGAGGAACACUGGAGCCACUCAGAUACCAGCUGCCGCAUCUUGUGACAGGGGCUUUUGGAUUACUUAUUGACAGCACGGACCUGUUUUGUUUUCUUUUUUUUUUUCCCCCCUCACUGAGAAAGAGAGUGAGACCAGAUGGACAGUAGUCGAAACACUGCUCGCUCCAGACAGAUUGGAUUCAGUCUUUCAUUAAACUGUCAACUAUAUAAUUUUAGUGAGUGAUGUGGCUGUGGUUCCGCUCAGGAGAUCAAAAUGAGGACUAAAUGCAAUGAGGACUGCGCGGAAAUCUGUACUUUUGUCAUUUCAACCUUUAUUUUCAUUUGAACAACUUUUUAUUUUUGUCCUGAAAGCCUGAUCAGUUAAAACCAUUUCGAACAUGUUAGGCGAGAUUUGGAUCGUACAUGCCGGGCAAUAAUUGUGAGUUUUUGAGCAAUGGAUGGGGAAUAGUGUUAAACCAAGUGCUGCUGCUAAAUGGAUCGUCACUGCUGACUCACCACUGGGUCACAGAUGCCGCGCAUCGUUUUAUGGCAGGUUGAAAAGUAACCUUGAACUCGGUCUCCUUAAGAAUGUAAUGAAAGCACAGAUUUACAAUAUUUUACUCGUUACCGAAAUCUAGUUGUCAAAGUUCUAAAAAAAAAAAAAAAAAAACACCCUAAAACUGUCCUCGUAACUUUAAAUGCGUAUAUGACAGAAUGUAAACCCUAAUGUGUCACUCGGAUGUGACUGUGGAUUAUGUUGUUUGUUUGUUUUUUAAAUACUGCAAAUUAUCCUUUUAAUCACUUUUUUCAACACUUUUGAAUGAAGCUUCUUAGCUGUCAGGUUUCACUGGAUCCAUUUUGCUAACAUCACAAGAUGUAAACGAUCCCUGUAACUGUGUGUAGUGUUGUGUUUUAUCUUAAAUUUAAAUAUGCUGAAAGUUAGAUAAUUUAACUGACACACAUCUUUGGUUUAUUUCUUGAAUGAAACCUUAAACUCCACUUAAACGGAAUGGUGGGGGCGGGGGGGACACAGUCAUUGUAAAUUAAAUCUACCUCAAAUUUAAAUUUAGCAUGAUGGAUUAAAUGUAUUUCAUGCUUUUAAGUGAGGCUUGGAGGUUAAUGUUGUUGCUUUCACUCAUCAAUCAAAUGCCCAGACAGAUUAGGAGACAUUGAAUUGACUUUUUUGUUUGUUUGUUUGUUUUUGCCUUUAUUGUUGCUUCAUUUUGUGUUAGCUUCUCAAGGAAGAAGCUGUUUCUAUUUUUGGACUUUUCAUAACGUCGUACUUUAUUUAUGGACAGACCGCAAGAUCUGAUCGGUUCUCACAUUGGAGCUGAAGACAUCGAUUCUUUUUCUCGAAUUUCUUUCUUGCCUCCACCGCCUCAACUCCCAACUUUCACAUUUCCUGGGAUGGCACGACGACAUUAACCUGAGAUAACCCCUUCACACGACAUGGCUGUGACUCAUCUCAAGCUGGAGCUGCGCUACCACGGAAAUAAGUUACGUAGUGUGACAUGGAAGCUGACACACUCGGAACACGGUUUUCUACCUGAGCGCGCUUGGAUCAUUGCGCUGCAGGUCUUGGUGCCAUUCCUGAUCUCAGGACUCGGGUUGGUCUUCGCUGGUGUCGUCAUGGACCUGAUACAACACUGGGAUGUGUUCAAGGUCAUCACAGAGGUGUUUAUUCUCGUCCCUGCGCUCGUCGGACUCAAGGGAAACCUGGAGAUGACCCUCGCUGCUCGCCUCUCCACUGCGGCCAACACAGGACAAAUGGACGACCCGAAUAAGCAAUGGACCAUGGUGUGCGGCAAUCUUGCACUAAUACAGGUCCAAGCGACUGUAGUGGGCUUCCUUGCGGCUGUUGCGGCUGUGUGUUUAGGAGCAAUUUCCAGAGGGGGGGUUGAAUUUAACCAAGCAGCUGUUCUGUGCGCUAGUAGCAUUAUCACCGCAUUUGUGGCAGCUCUCUCUUUAGGCUUGUUAAUGAUUGGAGUGAUCAUAGGGUCCAGGAAGGUAGGAAUCAACCCGGAUAAUGUGGCCACACCUAUUGCUGCCAGUUUGGGUGAUUUGAUCACCCUCUCCCUGCUGGCUGGCGUCAGCAGCACCCUUUAUGAACACAUAGAGACAUGGUACCUCUCCCCCCUGGUGUGUCUGGUCUUCUUGGCUCUUAUUCCACUUUGGGUUGUGGUGGCCCGGCAGAACCCUCAGAGUCGAGAAGUUCUCUGUUCAGGGUGGCAACCUGUUCUCAUAGCCAUGUGUAUCAGCAGCCUUGGAGGUGUGAUACUGGACAAGACGGUCAGUAAUCCUAGCUUUGAGGGGAUGGCUGUUUUUACACCAGUUAUCAACGGUGUUGCUGGCAAUUUAGUAGCCAUCCAGGCCAGCAGACUGUCGACCUACCUCCAUCUCUGGAGCAUCCCAGGAGUGUUGCCAUACAAGAUGAGGCAGCAUUGGCCCAAUCCCUACAUGACUUUCUUUUCCUCGGGUUUGAACUCCAAAUCGGCACGCGUGCUGCUGAUGCUGGUCAUGCCCGGUCACCUGGUCUUCCUCUACGCCAUCUCUUUGUUGCAGGGAGACGAGGUGGCAAUCACAUUCGCCUUUGCUGCUUGCUACCUGUGCGCUGCUCUGCUGCAGGUGGCCAUCUUACUUUAUGCGGCUGACCUGAUUGUUCGCACGAUGUGGCGACGUUCGCUGGACCCCGACAACUUCUCCAUCCCGUACCUGACAGCCCUGGGAGACCUGCUGGGCACCGGCUUUCUGGCCCUGUGCUACCGUCUGUCAACGGUUCACAGUCAGCCGCUGUGACUCAGCUUCGCUGACUCAGCGAAGCUGAGCGCCCCCCCACUGUUACUUUUCAGACACAUAUCAGGACAAUACAGGAAGAAAGAUUUCUCUGACCCAAACACACUCGGAAAUGCUACAUAGACCAUAAAUAAUCUGUGUAAUGUUUCCGUCUGUGUUUGUGUGUUCUGUAAAUAAUAUUUAUUUACAGCACAUCGAUUAAUCACAGAAAUGGGGGGCAUCUCUGUAUUUCCAAGAGUGGUGUAGUUUAUUUUGCAUUCUCUCUUCCUCCACUCUGCCCUUGCUUUGACAAGAUAUGAGUUGGAGGCGACACGGGGUGGAGGGGCUUAACACUUCUGCUGAAUUCCACCCGUGUGACCACAUGACACCACAUGAAUCGUGAGUAUGACUCCAUCAACGUCGGACAUUUGAACAUUUGUUGGGAACUCGCUCCUCACCUCUUAAUUGCUCAAGGUCAGACCAUGUUGACGGCUCAAAUCCUUUUCUCAUGUUGUUUAUGUUUGAAAAUAUUUUAUAAGAAAGGAUUUGGGGAUGUUUUAUUGUCGGGUCUGUUUUUAAUGUUUGUUGCAUGGCGUGUUCACUAGAGAGCACUGUGACUCCUUUCUUGGCAACGCGUUGAUCGUCGCAGUUGAGACAAUCAUAUACCAAACUUCAGCAAGUUGUUAGCCUCCUUUAAAUUCUAAAAUUCUCAUCUCCCAUAUGCUCAAUAGCACAUUUGAAUUUGCGUUCAUUUUGUCAUGCAGCAAGAUCAAAUCCAGCAAGUAAGAACCCGUUCAUGCAAUGCUAAGAUCUCUGAAAAAAAAAAAGUUUUGAAGAUAGAUAUACGCAGCUCACUCACAAGUCUCUAGAUUGUACAUAUUACGACUCUUUAAAAAAAAAAAGAAAUAAAAAGUCUUAUUUUCCUCAGGGUUGAUAUGAGAAAUUCAUCUUCGUUGUUUUAAUAUUCAGGUAGUAUUCGACGCAGACAUUCUCACAUCAGUCAGUGUUGCAUAGCCGUGUUGUUUUUCUAGAUAGAAAAGUAGUUUGACUUUGGUUCUAAUGAACCGCUAAGAUAUGUAUUUUACAAGCGUAAAACACACACAUCACAAAAAUGCCCACACGGCUCAUUAUUCACCCCGGUGGCUCAGCUUCUACCGAAUAUCACAGCAUGAUUUCGACCUACAUUGAACAAAUAAUGCAACCAGGCACUUUCCCCAAAACAACUGCAUUUUUAUUCUUAUCAUAACUCCUCCUUGUUGGAUCAGAAAAGGACCUUGACUAGAAAGCAUAGAAACGAACAAACAAACUUCUAAUCAUG
Messenger RNA from Hippocampus zosterae (dwarf seahorse), 4301 nucleotides. It is a transcript of the gene slc41a3, whose product is annotated as solute carrier family 41 member 1. The record is from RefSeq and is a predicted model, not a curated record. Gene Ontology annotation, cellular component: plasma membrane. NCBI's taxonomy places the organism in Eukaryota, Metazoa, Chordata, Actinopteri, Syngnathiformes, Syngnathidae. Gene Ontology annotation, molecular function: monoatomic cation transmembrane transporter activity. Bases 1661 to 3007 code for a protein of 448 amino acids. Gene Ontology annotation, biological process: monoatomic cation transport. The transcript is spliced from 11 exons.